Molecule: messenger RNA, 2223 nt
Organism: Fusarium keratoplasticum
Lineage: Eukaryota; Fungi; Ascomycota; Sordariomycetes; Hypocreales; Nectriaceae
Exons: 6
Coding region: 1-2223 (740 amino acids)
Biological process (GO): negative regulation of transcription by RNA polymerase II; positive regulation of transcription by RNA polymerase II
Cellular component (GO): nucleus; transcription regulator complex
Source: RefSeq, a predicted model, not a curated record
AUGGCAACCAGUAUGGGCCCAAAUUUCUCUGGGCAUCCCGCCGGUAUGGGGCAUCCAGGUGUCGCCGGCCACCCUAUGGGCCCCGGCAUGCCUCACAACCCAGGCCAGCAAGGCGCUCCCAACGCCGGGAUACCUCAUCAGUUUGGCGGACCCAUGGUCUCUGCUCCCGGAGCACAAGUAAACCCUGCCUUGAUGGGCGGUAUGCCGCCGGGUGCGAACCCAAAUGCUCAUGCUUUGCAGCACCUCAAUCCCGCGCAACAACAAAUGUUCCAGCAGCAGCAAUUACAGCACUUCGGUAACCCGCAAGCGAUCGCUGCGAUGCGCCAGCAGCAACUCCUCCAACAUCAGCAACAGGCCCGACACCUCAUGGCUCAGCAAGCUUUCCAGGCCAACAUGCAGGGAGGCAUGCCCAUGAACAUGGCACAGAUGAAUCUCAACCCCCAGCAACUUCACCAACUGAGGGCUGCCAGAAUGGGUCCGGGACAGCAACACCCUCAAGCUCAGGCUAUCAUGGCUCAACAGCUUGCUCUGCAGCAACAGCAACAUCAGCAGCAGCAGCAAGCGGCUCAUGCUCAGCAACAGAUGCAGGGUGGCCCUAACCCAGGCCAGCCGAUGCAGAUGAAUGCUCAGAGCAUGCAGAAUAUGCAGCAGAAUCAGCUCGCCGCCGCUUCCCUCCAGAACCAGAUGGCGAACCAACAGGGCCAGCAGCCUCAAGGGCAGCCUCAGCCACAACCUCAAUCGCAACCACAACAACCUGGUCAGCAGCCCCAGCAAACCCCUCAGCAAUCAUCUCAGGCCGGCACCCCAGCUCCCACUGGUCCCCAAACUCCAGCCCAAACACCCAACUCGACUCCGGCCCAGCCAAACCAGAUGCCGCCCGGUCAUAGCCAGCCGCAGGUUCCCCAGACACCCGCCCAAUCCCAGGCGCAGCCCCAGCCUCAACCACAGGCUCAGCCGCAACCUCAGCCGCAGGCUCCGACACAGCAGCAGCAGCACCAAAUGAAUGCGGCGGCGCAGCAGCUGGCGAUCCAGAAUUCGAUGCUGCAGCAGCAGCAGCGAAGAGAUAACAUGAAGGGUCAGUGCUUGUUGAAGCUUAUGCAGUUCAGCGAGCACUUGAGCGGAUAUCCGGGCUCCAAGGGUCGAGAUGAUCUCUCUUACUGGAACGCAUUUGUCGCUCGAUUCUUCUCUCAGAACGGAGUCUUCCGACACUCGCUGCACAUCACGGACGCCGAAGAUACAACUGACAAGCAAUACGAGAUUGCCUAUCCCGCCAUCGCACGAUACUUCCAUACUCACUUUGGCAGCGGCGUCAAGAACAUGCAAUUAAUUAUGGACAAGGGCGUAACAGAUCGACCUCUGCCUGGAGACUGCCACUGCAUAGAAAACUCCAAGGCUAGUCUGGUGUACUGGUUCGAGACAGGAUCCCACCUGGUUGCGAGCGGAACACUCCGGGCGCAGUUUGACGCUGAGCAGAAGAUCGAACUCUUCGAGUUCCUAACCACCAGCCACGAGGAAUACAUUUCGCGAAAGCAGGUCAUCGAUGCCGCGAAGCCCGCCCACAUGUGGAUGAAGGAAUGGCACAAGGCUAACUCACAGGACGGCAAGUCGCCAGAACUAUCCAAGAAGGGCAAGGGCCGACAACUCAAGUCCCCUCAGACCCAGCCUCCCGAGGUUCUCGUGGAUCUCCCCGAGGCUGCGGUCAACAGCAAGGGUGUAACACAAGCGGUUUUCCAGUUUCUUGAGAUUGUUGAAGUGAUGGGACAGAUGAACCCAUUAUUCGGAUUCUUCCACUCGAAUCCCGGCCUCGGACCUUAUCAGGCUCUCGAACAGUACGUCGCGACACAAAUCAACGGAGUCCCUCCCACCAUGAACGGACAGCCGAUGCCCCCGGGGGCCCGUACACCUAGCUUCGGACAAUUUCCCAUGGGUGCCAGCCCAGCCACGGCACACAUGAACCUCCCUGGAUCGCCUCACAUUGGAAGCCCGGCACCUGGUCACAUGCAGGCUCCUGGAAUGCAGAUGCAGCAAAGCCAACAGGGCACUGGUUCAAGCGGGCCCAGCGCAAACACAUCGCCAGCAUCGAAUAAGCGAAGAAGACCCUCGGCAGUCAAGGAAGAGGACGGAUCUGGGGCUCCCACACCGGCCACGAACGGGAUGCCACGCAACGCGAAGCCUCCCACACCGCGUAUGACGAAGCGCCUCAAGGGCAACCCGCCGGCGUAG